Molecule: messenger RNA, 1632 nt
Organism: Saccoglossus kowalevskii
Lineage: Eukaryota; Metazoa; Hemichordata; Enteropneusta; Harrimaniidae
Product: cytoplasmic dynein 1 heavy chain 1-like
Biological process (GO): microtubule-based movement
Cellular component (GO): axonemal dynein complex
Molecular function (GO): dynein intermediate chain binding; ATP hydrolysis activity; minus-end-directed microtubule motor activity
Source: RefSeq, a predicted model, not a curated record
AUGGUGUUAGCAGGUCAAAGUAAUGCAUGCAUGGGUAAUGUGUAUGCAAUAUGUUCUUCUCCCCUUUCUGUUACCAGUGAACCAGACUAUGAAGUAGAAUUUCAACAUCUACUGCGUGGUAGUGAGAAACAAUUGCACGAUAGAAGCAUUCCCAAGUACAAAGGCUUAACCAAUGACAAAGUGCUUGCAAUGAUGAGAUUAACUAAAUUACCAGCCUUCAAAGGAUUACCUAACUUUGUGGCAUCUGAUAAUCCUGACCUGACUUUUGGUCUUGUAACCCACCGGGAGUUCUUCAACUGGAUAGAGGAGGUAUCACCUGAACAUGAUGUGCCGCAUUGCUGGAAUGAAACAAAGCCAUUCACUGGUGUUGGUAAAGCUCUGCAUCGGUUGUUGGUUAUUCAAGCAUUCAGACCAGAUCGUCUUCUAGCAGCAACCCAUAUUUUUGUCUCCUCUAUUAUGGGUGAACAAUUCAUGCUGGCUGCUGAAUCUGAGUUAGACCUGGCAAAUAUCGUAGAGAAUGAAGUCAAGCCUAGUACACCAGUCUUAAUGUGUUCUGUUAUUGGUUAUGAUGCAAGUGGACGUUUGGAUGAUCUUGCUGCGGAACAAGGCAAACAGAUCACGUCUAUUGCCAUUGGUUCUGCGGAAGGUUUCAGCUUGGCUGAUAAAUGCAUUAACUCAGCAUCCAAGUCUGGAAGAUGGGUUAUGUUAAAGAAUGUACACUUGGCUCCACAAUGGCUGGUCACAUUGGAGAAAAAACUGCACACAUUAAGCACUCAUCCAGGUUUCCGUUUGUUUCUCACAAUGGAAAUUAAUCCAAAGGUACCUGUUAAUUUAUUACGAGCUGGAAGAAUCUUUGUGUUUGAACCACCACCAGGAGUUAAAGCAAAUUUAUUGAGAACUUUUUCAGCUGUUCCAGCAGCUAGAAUGUGCAAGGCUCCUAAUGAACGUGCUCGUUUGUAUUUCUUAUUGGCUUGGUUCCAUGCUAUUAUACAAGAGCGAUUACGCUAUGUUCCCCUAGGAUGGUCUAAAAAGUAUGAAUUUAAUGAAUCUGAUUUGAGAUGUGCUUGUGACACAUUAGACGUUUGGAUUGAUACUGUUGCCAAGGGUCGUAGUAACUUGCCUCCAGACAAGGUACCUUGGGAUGCUUUGCGUACAUUGUUCUCACAAAGUAUUUAUGGUGGACGUAUUGAUAAUGAUUUUGAUCAAAGAUUACUGACAACUUUCAUAAAGAAACUGUUCACAGCAAAAAGUUAUGAAAGUGACUUUGCUUUGGUAGAAGAAGUAGAUGGAGUGAAAGGGAGAAAUAUUCGAAUGCCUGAUGGAAUCAGACGGGAACAGUAUCUACAGUUUAUAGAGAAAUUACCAGAACAGCAGACACCAUCCUGGUUAGGUUUACCUAACAAUGCAGAGAAAGUUCUUCUUACUAACAGAGGUAGUGAAAUGAUCACUAAUCUAUUGAAAAUGCAGUUAUUGGAAGAUGAUGAUGAUUUAGCCUAUACCUCAUCCUCUCAUGAAGAAAAACCAACAAGUCCCACUGGUGAUGGAAGACCAGCAUGGAUGAGAUCAUUGCAAGAAACUGCAUUCAAUUGGUUAUCUCUCAUACCAAAGGUAUACUAUACUGCAUUAUUAUAG